CAUCCCGCACAACCUGCCUGCAGCUCGCUUUCUGGUCCAAAUUCCUCAGAUUCCUCUCAUCAUUCUAGCAGCUCGCAUUGCUGUCUGUCACACCUGUCCCUCAUGGCAACGGCCCUGGCCUCCGCUUCGCUUCUCCACAGCGGUUUUCUCGGCAAGGAUCUCAGGCGAGGACUCCUCCGGGUUUCUGCCAUCCGUGCCCCAUCCGUCAGCCUCCGUGCCUCGUAUCGCCCGGCUGCCGCCGGCGCUGCUUCACGACGACAGUCCACGUCAGCCGCAUCGCCUCCCACCAAAUCGGGCAUGGCAGCAGCUGCAGCAUCCACGUCAGCAGCAGCAUCAGUGGCAGCGUCGGUGGCAGCAGCAGCGGAUGGCGCGUCGCUGGACUCGAUUGAGAAGACGCUGCUGAUCGUGGGCGCCGGCACACUGGGCUCACUGGUGGCGCAGCAAUGGCAGCAGCGCUACCCAGGCGCCAAGGUGUACGGGCAGACGCGUUCGGACACGCGGCACGAGCAGCUGCGCUCCAUGGGCGUCUUCCCAAUCCUCAGAGACGUCAGCGACGAGGCACUCGCGGGCGGCGUGCCGUUUGUCAUCUUCUGCGCGCCGCCGGGCGGCAGUCAGGACUAUGAGGGCGAUGUGAGAGCAGCAGCUGCCCUAUGGAACGGCACUGGCGCCUUUCUCUUCACGUCCAGCAGCGCAGUCUAUGCCGUCACUGACAACUCCUUCUGCCCCGAGGGUGCGCCCACCGUGCCGCUCGGCUCCAGCCCGCGCGUGGACGUGCUGCUAAAAGCCGAAGGGGCGGCGCUGGAAGCGGGCGGCAAUGUGGUGCGGCUGGCGGGGCUGUAUACAUUGGAGCGGGGGGCGCACACGUACUGGCUGCGACAGGGGACGGUGGACUUGCGGCCUGAUCACAUCCUCAACCUUAUCAGCUACGAGGACGCGGCGUCGCUGUGUGUGGCGAUUCUGGCGGCGCGCAAGCAAGGGCGGGUGUUCAUGGGGUGCGACAACCACCCUGUUUCCAGGCAAGAGCUCUUGGAGCAGACGGUGAGGAGCGGGCGCUUUGAGGGCGAGUUCAAGGGGUUCACAGGCACAGAGGGGCCGCUUGGGAAGCGCAUGUGCAACGAGGCCACCCGCACCGAACUGGGGUGGGAGCCCAUGCACAAGAGCUUCGCUGACUUCCUUGGCCUCGAGUCCUGACAGGUUCUCAGCCGAUUUUCCACAGAUUCUUCAGAUUCCGAGACACCUCUAAGCUUCUGCAGUUGGAGUUGCAGGGAUCACCUCAAGGUGUUAGAUAGGGUAACUCACUUCAGCUCUGCAUGUUGAGUUAGUGCAAACUAGGCUGCUGUGACUUUCACUGCAGCCUCCUGACUUGUAGUGGAAAUUAUUGCACAUACAGCACCUUGCUAAGGCACACAUUGCC
Messenger RNA from Closterium sp. NIES-67, 1414 nucleotides. NCBI's taxonomy places the organism in Eukaryota, Viridiplantae, Streptophyta, Zygnematophyceae, Desmidiales, Closteriaceae. The record is from the annotation of a GenBank genome assembly.